AUGCUUCACGCCUAUCUUGCAUCCUUCGUAACCUGUAUACCCUCCUCAAUCUUCUCCUUCUUCCUCGCAAACCUCCAAAGCCCGCCUAAAACCCUGGUCGCUGCUUGUGCUCGAAAACCCAGAGAGUGCCUCCAGAUACUUUUCAGAUUUUUCUUUCGAUUUUAUUUUCGGGUUCCUUCUCAAUCCUUUCAUGAAACCUCGAAUCGUCUUCUAGGAACUCGAUCUGAGGCUGAGUCCACAGAUCUCAUCGCGAUUUCUACCCGGAUCCAUCACAUGGAUUUCCCCGAUUUUCCCGUAAAGUUCUCGGAGCAUGUACUGACCAAGACGCGGAAGUUGAUUUCCACCGGAAAAACGAGAGACCUAAAGCGAAAACUAGUACGGAUCUUUUUCACCGACAAAGACGCGACGGAUUCGUCCUCUAGCGACGACGAUUCUUUAUCCCUCACCCGUAGACGAGUCAAGCGGCACGUUCACGAGAUAGGAUUCCAGAUCGGACAUCGUUUUAGACGCCCCACUCCUGCGAAGCGUCUUUCGGAGAGCUGUGAUCUGAAGAGAUUUCGUGGAGUUCGACGGCGGCCGUGGGGGAGAUGGGCGGCCGAGAUCCGAGAUCCGAACCGGCGGAAAAGAGUUUGGCUGGGGACUUUCAAUACGGCGGAGGAGGCCGCC
Messenger RNA from Phalaenopsis equestris, 666 nucleotides. RefSeq names its product pathogenesis-related genes transcriptional activator PTI6-like. Gene Ontology annotation, molecular function: DNA-binding transcription factor activity; DNA binding. NCBI's taxonomy places the organism in Eukaryota, Viridiplantae, Streptophyta, Magnoliopsida, Asparagales, Orchidaceae. The record is from RefSeq and is a predicted model, not a curated record. Gene Ontology annotation, biological process: regulation of DNA-templated transcription.